Somion occarium is the source of this 3077-nucleotide messenger RNA. NCBI's taxonomy places the organism in Eukaryota, Fungi, Basidiomycota, Agaricomycetes, Polyporales, Cerrenaceae. The record is from the annotation of a GenBank genome assembly.
GCUGAAAUUCUCGGGCUAUGGCCGCUUGAUAUUGUGUGGUUGAACGAAUGCAACGUCGAGCAUGGCUCGCAGACCCUCUGUUGUAUCUUUAUCAUCUGUAAACUCGUCUGGGAGUCUGCCGAAACUUGGUCAACUACCUUCCUUAUCCCAAUCGUUCUCACAAUCAUCGAGAGCUUCUGCCAACUCCUCGAGGUGGCUGUCAUCUAGAACCGCGUCUGGAAAUGGCAAGGUGGGAACCAAUAUACAACAAGAUGAACAUGCUGCCAAUCCGGAUGAACUCUUUGUCAAACACACUGUGGCCGAGGUAAAAGGAAUCCAGCAAAAGCUGAGACAUGAUGCGGAUGCAAAGCAACAAGAGCUGCGGGUCAUGGUUGGCGCAGGGAACGGUACCGGGAUCUCCUUCAGGCAUCCACGUCAAUAAUAGCCCUCGCUCGAUCAUCGGACAAUGUCCUCCACGCCCUGGAAGAUAUGCGAAGCAUAACCUCUGCAGUCGGUACUACUGCCGCUUUGCCUCGUAUUGCACCUUCCGUAGGUCAAGAAGACGCACAUCUUCAAGUUCUUCAAGCUUUGUCUGCACAUAUGAAACUAUUACUUGACACUCCAGAACACCUGUGGCGACUUAUGGAGCGAAAAUUAUAUCUACACGCAGCAUGGUUGUUCUUGCUUUGUCGCGUAGUACACCGUGCAUUGUUACGAGAUGAUGCCGAUGACGACACCGGUUGGAAUGUGUAUGGUCUUAAUAUCGCAGAACAAUUUCCCCUUGUGCAACGACAAUGGGACGUUGUUUCUCAAUUCCGCACUCAAAUCACCCAUAAAGCAACCCUGUCGUUGAGAGAAAACACGCCAUCGCCUGCGGCCGUUGGUGCUUCACUACUUUCUCUCCAUCUCAUAGAAUCUCGACCCCUACCCGAGACCCUAACAAUAUUGCUCAUGCAAAGGACGCGGGCCCUCACACCACUGCUUACACGACCUCGUGAUAAUGUCCCUAAUGGUACUGCAGGACCUUCGCGCACCCCGCGUGUGCGGAAGGCGAUUGUACGAAAUACCCGGUCGAAAGCAGAAGCUGCUCUUGAUGUUGUAGCGCACACCCUGGGUGCUGCCAGACAACUCUUCAUUGGGACGUCGGAACGACCACCUCUAUUGAUGGAAGCAUUGGAUUAUAUUCAGACCGAUCCAGCGCCGCCAACCAGCGAGCUUCCCAUGGAACUCAAGCUUACCACCCAGCUCUUGUUGACCUCUUUGCCUUCGUCGAGUCAUUUCAUGCUGCUACCUCCGAACAUCAAAUCCUAUCGACCAUACAUUGAUAGCAAUGUAGCGUCCUCGCUGUCAAAGGAACCACUGAAUGACAAACUUCAAGAGUGGUUCAUCAAAGCCACAGAGGAUAUCAAGCUGUCCAUGGGCAAAUGGUUAUCUGAGCUUCAUAGUGUAACGGAGGUCUGGAAGUUGAGAACAGGACUCUUCCGCUGGAUGAGUACAGCAGAUGGGCUCGAAACUGGCGAGACUGCGGUGCUCAUGAACCUUUCGGACGAGGCAUGCCUCCACCAAGCCGCCACCAUCUGGAGAGAUGUUCUAGAAUCUGCCAAUACAGAGUUCCGUGCCCAUCUGUCAAGUGCAUUGACGGCGUUGAAAAACACGGAAUCCAAUAGUCUUUUUGAUGCAUCACCCGUGCAAUAUCUUUUCCAGGCCCCAUCUUUGACGCCCUCCAGUCAAAUUGGUUUCAAGUCGUCUCUCACAGAUGAAGCUUUCGAAAGAUACCGAAGUGCCUUGAAACAGCGCAUUUCUUUUCGGACCCCGUUAUUAGAUGACGUUCUAGCGACGGUCGAGCGCAGCGCCGAGACCCUACGGAAUGACUUGAAAAUCGUCGUUGACGAUGAGGCUAAUCAUGGGCAUCUAUCAUCCAAGAUGCUCGAAAUGUUUCGAUCAGAUGUAGCAGCAUUCUGCGACGAUAUUACCAAUGCUCUUGAACAAACUGCGCAGUGUUGCUCUGGGCACACAGGUACGGCAUUUUCAGCUAGUGAGAGUGCCAUUCUCACUAACGAAGAAGCCUUAGAGUCACAUGCCAGAGAACUUUUGUUCAUUAGCAGGGCAGCGUUAGAGUUGGGGUCCGAGCCGCGUUUUGCGCACAGUCUGGGAUGUGAGGCACAAAUCAUAUCAGAACUUCAGAUCAAGUUGCGCGCUCUGCACGAGCAGUUGAUUGCCCACUGGAGGCGAGAUACUGUUGCAGACGUCGUUCGUGAGCAUUGGCACAAGACAAGCAGCGCUCCUCAUGGGAAAAUUGUGCAAGAACACAUUGAUUCAAGCCACCCGCGACCAUCUUCCGCCCUUCUCGCCGCGCUUCUGUCACUCUCUAAAUCUGUACAGCAAAUUGGUACUCCGUUGGAUCCCAGUCAACGAGCGCGAAAUGGCAAGAUGCUGCUCGUUGAUUUCGUUAGUGCCACAUUGGAUACGUUGCCUAGCUUACAGCCGCAAGAUUCUAGGCGUUAUCUACAGCUGUUCUGGGACAUGACGUUCUUGCGGUCCAUGUUGACUCUUUGGAGUGGCAACAAACUUGAAGUAGGUGAUCGGCUCCAUGCGACGAUUGCGGACGUGCGUCAAAAGCUACCAACCGAAGCCGCGUCAGACAAGGUUGAGCAUACUAUGAGUGAACUUUUGUCUCGACUUCAAAUAGCCCUCUCAGCCCUGCUUCCGCCUGUGCCACCAUCUCAUCAGGUCGUUACUGCGCCUGCGAAGGGUUCGACUCCUUCGAGCAUCUUGAGACCAGGGUCAGGUGCGAUAGAGUCACAAUACCAACCAGCUGUAGAUCUCGUGAAACCCCCUCCUCGAUUCGGUUUGCUAUUAGUAGGAAGCUCAGCAUCACGGUAAUAUACCCACGUUCGCCCGUCUCGCCUGCGGAGCUAGUCAAUGGAUCUUCUUUUUACCCCUCAAACCUUCCACUAAGUAUGAGGAAAACCAAUAGUAUGCCGGUGAGGCACUGAAAGUAUAGCAACUUACAUCAUAGUCCGUUCUGCAGUUCCUGUACAUGUUGCCAACUGUCAAUGUCUGUAUCAUGGAAGGCGAGUGCCCCCACGACGAUCUUC